Molecule: messenger RNA, 1985 nt
Organism: Papaver somniferum (opium poppy)
Lineage: Eukaryota; Viridiplantae; Streptophyta; Magnoliopsida; Ranunculales; Papaveraceae
Product: galacturonokinase-like
Exons: 14
Coding region: 436-1749 (437 amino acids)
Biological process (GO): galactose metabolic process
Cellular component (GO): cytosol; cytoplasm
Molecular function (GO): galactokinase activity; ATP binding
Source: RefSeq, a predicted model, not a curated record
CUCUGUUAGGUUUUCCGGUUGAUGUUUGUGCAAUUGUGCAAGGCUUGGUCAGGCCGGUGUAAAAACUAUGUGCAAUUUUGGUGAGUUAACAUUAUCUCCUACCCAAUCCCGUACUUGCUAACGGGUUUUGGUCUUUGGUUCGUGCAAUUGUGUUUCCAAAAAGUUCCUCUUCAAAUCAGAUUCAACCAAAUCAGUGAGUGAUUUAGUUAAAAGUUCAAGUAUUUGGUACACUGAUUGACGGUUCAGAUUAACCCAUCUGAAGAGAAAAGCUGACAUCUUAUCAAAUUUCAUUGUUAGGUCCAUAUCUUUAACUCUACUCCACACUCUCUCUAUAAACAAGUCAAGAUCUUAAAUUUCUUCUGAUUUUGAUCUAGACGAUCAAAACCCAGACUUAAAACAUCUUAAACUGGAGAAAUUUCCAAAAGGAUUUUCACAAUGGGUCGUUUAUCUUGGCCUUCUGAAGCAGAGUUGGAUGAUGUAAAGAAGAUGGUUGCUAACGUAAGUGGAAGAGGCGUUGAAGAAGUUAAGGUUGUUGUCUCUCCUUAUAGAAUUUGUCCACUGGGAGCCCAUAUUGAUCAUCAGGGAGGAGCAGUUUCAGCUAUGACGAUAAAUAAAGGAAUACUCUUGGGGUUUGUUGCUUCCGAAAGUCAACAGGUCCUCCUUCGGUCAGGACAAUUUCAAGGUGAAGUCAGAUUUAGAAUAGAUGAAAUACAGCACCCUAGGCCUGUUAAUUGUAAGAAUGGUGAGGACCAUACCAGUAAUGGAACUACAAUUCAUGAAGAAUGUCAGUGGGGAAAUUAUGCAAGAGGAGCAUCGUAUGCAUUGCAAAGAGCAGGAAACCUCUUAAAGCAGGGCAUCGUAGGAUACAUUUGUGGUUCUGAGGGACUCGAUAGUUCUGGUCUAAGCUCCUCAGCUGCAGUUGGAAUUGCUUAUCUGUUGGCUUUUGAAUGUGCAAAUAAUUUAAAAGUGUCUCCCACAGAAAAUAUUGAAUUGGAUCGGCUAAUUGAAAAUGAAUAUUUAGGUUUGAAAAAUGGUAUUUUGGACCCAUCAGCCAUAUUGCUCUCCCGCUAUGGUUGCCUAACUUACAUGAAUUGCAAGACGAAGGAACACAAGCUCGUAAAAUCUCCAAAGUUGCAGGAGAACCAAUCAAAAGAGGAGCACAGAGAGUAUAAAAUAUUAUUAGCAUUUUCAGGAUUGAAGCAGGCUUUGACCAGUAAUCCUGGAUACAAUCGCCGUGUUUCUGAGUGCCAAGAAGCAGCUAAAGCUCUUUUGAGUGCUUCGGGGAAUAACCUAAUGGAGCCUGUUCUUUGCAACGUUGAACCAGAAGCAUAUGAAGCUCACAAGGACAAAUUAGAGACAAAUCUAGCUAGAAGAGCAGAACAUUAUUUCUCAGAAAAUGUGAGAGUUACUAAAGGGCUUGAAGCAUGGUCUUCUGGUAAAGUUGAAGAAUUUGGGAAGCUUAUUUCAGCCUCGGGUCUGAGUUCCAUUCAGAACUAUGAGUGUGGCUGUGAACCACUGAUACAACUUUACGAGGUACUUCUGAAGACUCCCGGGGUGUUUGGAGCUCGGUUUAGUGGUGCAGGAUUUAGGGGGUGUUGUCUUGCAUUUGUUGAUGCCAAUCAUGCAGCGGAAGCUGCUUCAUUUGUCAAAGAUGAGUAUCAGAAGCUCCAACCCAAGUUGGCGAAUCAACUCAACCAAGAAACAGCAGUGUUGAUUUGCGAAGCAGGGGACUGUGCUCAUGUCAUCUAGCACAGAUGUCUAAACAUAUAUUUCUCAACCCAUGUAAGUAUUAUUCGGUCAUUAUGUACCACUUGAAAUAUAAAUUUUGAUUCAGUUAUUCUUUUGCAUCAUAGCUCAAAGUGAUGGUUGUAGAAUCGAUGACCCUGCACUUGUUUUCUUAUUGUAAUAAUAAUGUCGAUACUUAGUGAAAACACACGCCUUUUUGUGCAUUUUCUUUUAAGUAAUAAAAUCUACUUUCCAUGUAA